GGUGCCUCUGGAGAUGACAGAGCUUCUUGGCGUGUCCCAGCAGCAGGGUUGGGAACGCUACCACGUUGCCGUUGUUUUUUUAUGGAUCCCACACACUAAAGACUGUGCUGUCAUUCUGUCCUUCAGGCCUGCAGGUUUUGCCCACGGGGAGCUGCCUGGAAGCAACUGUUCAGGGCUGCUUCAUUACUCCGGAAUCCCAGGGCUGUAGUUUCAGGGCACUUGGGCCCCCGGAGUCACAGUGAAAGGGACGGAAAGGGAUGGGAGGCAGCCUCUAAGCGUUCCACACUUUUCCUCUUUCUUGCAGGAGACCUCUCUCUCUGCUCAGUCCCAGAAUGGCUCUUCCCCCCAGUCCCUUGGCUAUGGAAUAUGUUAAUGACUUUGACUUGAUGAAGUUUGAAAUAAAGCGGGAGCCUUCUGAGGGCCGGUCCGGAGUCCCCACAGCCUCACUGGGCUCUACACCGUACAGUUCAGUGCCUCCCUCACCCACCUUCAGUGAGCCAGGCAUGGUGGGCAACAGCGAGGCCCCUAGGCCCGCAGGCCUGGAGGAGCUAUACUGGCUGGCCACCCUGCAGCAGCAGUUGGGGGCCGAUGAGGUUCUGGGGCUGAGUCCUGAUGAGGCUGUGGAACUACUGCAGAGCCAGGGCCCGGUCUCUGUAGAAGGGCCUCAUGGCUACUAUUCAGGGAGCCCAGGAGAGACAGGAGCCCCGAAUGUGCAGUUGCCCGAGAGAUUUUCAGACGCCGCGCUGGUCUCGAUGUCGGUGCGCGAGUUGAACCGGCAGCUGCGGGGCUGCGGGCGCGACGAGGCUCUGCGGCUGAAGCAGAGGCGCCGCACGCUCAAGAACCGCGGCUACGCGCAGGCCUGUCGCUCCAAGCGGCUGCAGCAGCGGCGCGGGCUGGAGGCCGAGCGCGCCCGCCUAGCCGCACAGCUGGAUGCCCUACGGGCGGAGGUGGCCCGCCUGGCUCGAGAGCGCGACCUCUACAAGGCCCGCUGUGACCGGCUGACUUCCGGUGGCCCUGGGUCCGACGACCACACACACCUCUUCCUCUGAGCCACUAGGGCAGUGGGUGUGGCGGUUUGGCAAGUGGCUGGGUUGAUGGCCAUGGUACAGGAGAGGAAGCCCACUAACCAAAUCGCUACCUGUGGUCCUGUAUGUUCAUACAAACAUCCCCAAACUUCUGACCCUCGUGGCAUGCCAGAAGUUAGAUGCUGGUCCUUUGCUGGAGACGAGUCCCCUUCCCUUUUGCAGGUCACGACUCUUCAUGAUUUAGGGUACUGAAUUCUGUAGGGGCUAGUGCCUGUACUGAGGGUGGAGGUGUGGGGGAAGGGUAGGCAGCAUGCUGAAUGGGAGGAGGGGGAGGAGGAAGAGGAGGAAGAGGAGGAGGGAGAGGAGGAGGAGGAGGGAGAGGAGGAGGAGGAGGGAGAGGAGGAGGAGGAGGGAGAGGAGGAAGAGGGGUGCAGCUCCCCUCUCGGUAUAGUUUUUAAUUCAAGGUUUUCAACCCGUAAUGCACUGAUGCUGUAAUUAACAAUGAAGCUGCAUUUCCACCAAAUCUUUGAACUCCUGGAUUUGUCAAGAUUUCAAUUCCCCUAAACAAACAGUAAUAGUUCAUCUGGAAAUGCUUUUCUCUGCUCCACUCAGUGGCCUUUAGAGUCCAAAGCAGCAGAACAAGUGUCCUGGAUGGGAGCCUGGUGAACUGGGCACUAGUCUCAACUGUGUCACAGGCUGUCUGUCUGUCACCUUGAGCAAAGCGACUGCCAUAAGGUUUCUUCCACUUGGACUGGAUGGCUUCCAACACUGUUCUAGUUUUGGCCCGUCUAAUGGUCUCCCCAAGAGGGGCCAAGAUGACUGUACCAAAGGGACAUCCUGUUCUGCUGCCCCAGCUUCCAGGCUGUGACUUAGGCAUGGCUGCUUGGAAACUCUCCCUUGCCUAGGCUCUAAGUGGUCCCCUGCUAGGCGUCCUUGGCCUUCAAACUGCAGAGGGUGCUCUUGUUACCUCCUGUUUCUUAGAGCUGGAGUGAGACCUCACAGGAUAACUAACCGGGAGCUGAGAGACUGUGGCUUUUGUGAAUUAAACCUCAAGUCCAAGAAAAACUAA
This is a messenger RNA of Rattus norvegicus (Norway rat), 2094 nucleotides long. It is a transcript of the gene Nrl, whose product is annotated as neural retina leucine zipper. Gene Ontology annotation, molecular function: sequence-specific DNA binding; sequence-specific double-stranded DNA binding; DNA-binding transcription activator activity, RNA polymerase II-specific. The record is from RefSeq and is a predicted model, not a curated record. Gene Ontology annotation, cellular component: cytoplasm; nucleus; nucleoplasm. NCBI's taxonomy places the organism in Eukaryota, Metazoa, Chordata, Mammalia, Rodentia, Muridae. Gene Ontology annotation, biological process: regulation of DNA-templated transcription; positive regulation of transcription by RNA polymerase II.